This is a messenger RNA of Wyeomyia smithii (pitcher-plant mosquito), 1801 nucleotides long. RefSeq names its product lachesin-like. The transcript has 5 exons. The record is from RefSeq and is a predicted model, not a curated record. NCBI's taxonomy places the organism in Eukaryota, Metazoa, Arthropoda, Insecta, Diptera, Culicidae. Gene Ontology annotation, cellular component: neuron projection. Bases 288 to 1379 code for a protein of 363 amino acids.
UCUCGCAGCAUCAGUUCAUCUCGACCGGUCGAUUUCGUCGCAUCGUUCGCCGCCAUUUCGUGGAGUACAAUUUGGCUGCGCCGGUUUUUCCUGUAUCAUUUUUGUCUUACCUUGGCGAAGGGUAGAAGUGUAAUCGGCGCUUGUGUUCUUUAUUCUUGGCCAUUGUAACCCGACAUUGGCAGAUAAGGGCCCCCUAGUGCGUGCGUUUUCACAUAUUUUAGAGACCUAUCGCGGUUUCGUUGUGGGUGGGUGCUUCUCGAGUGUGGUGUAUUCUUGUCUUAUUCAUCAUGAUGCGCCUACCACGGUUGGAUUCAUUGGUGAUAUGCUGCUUGAUCACAGUGAACCUGUGUGCUUCGCAACAAGCCGCUCCGACCAUUGCAUCCAUAUCUCCCGAACAGAUCAAGGAUAUCGGUGACAGUGUUACGUUAGAAUGCGAUAUUACCAACGUAGGCAAAUUCACCGUGGGCUGGCAGAAGACUAACCGAGAGCGGUCGCAGAAUGUCAAUACCAUCUCGUUGGGUCCAACGUUGGCCGUGGCUGAGGAACGGUUCAAUUUGAGCGUCGAUAAGGAAAACAAUACGAUGAAGUACAAACUAACGAUCAGCGAUAUCGUGAACACGGACGCCGGCCUGUACGAAUGUCAAAUUCAGGUGAAUAGUACCAACAAAGUGACCGCCACUGUAGAACUGCAGGUUCGCCAUCCGCCGCUGCUGCAAGAGAAUCUCGCUGCCACAACCGUAACGAAAGCCGAGGGGGAAGAUGUUAAGCUGAGCUGUUCAGCGGAAGGCUAUCCGCGUCCUUCGAUUACCUGGAAGCGCGAACACGGAGCUAUUCUGCCAAUCGGAGGUCAAAGCUUUGCCGGCAAUGUACUGUCGCUGACCUCGCUGGCCAAAGAAGAUCGCGGCACAUACUUCUGCCUUGCGGACAACGGCGUUGGCAAGCCAGACUCGAAAACGAUCAAUCUGGAGGUUGAAUUUGCCCCGGUCAUUUCUAUUCCCCGGCCGAAGGUGGCUCAGGCUACCGAGUAUGAUAUCGAACUCGAGUGCGUUGUGCAAGCCUUUCCUUCGCCUUCGAUUUCUUGGUUCAAGAACGGACAUUCCAUCCACAAUGGCGGAUCGUACAGCAUUUCACAAACUGGACAACCGGAUGAUUUGACAACUUCGGUGUUGAAGAUCAGUUCUGUCGAAAGCUCGCACUACGGCGAUUACAUCUGCAAGGCCUCGAACAAAGUCGGUCACGCCGAGGCGAGAUUGAAUCUCUAUGAGCAACGUCUUCCAAACAUCAACUACUCAGGUCUGAAGUGGUCCAAUUCGGCGCACGUUCUUGCCAGCCAUUUGGGGAUCAUUGCAGUGACCCUGCUGCUGGCGACGCUAUUGUGAAUAAGAAAGCUGCGAGCCUAACCACCAAACCGGACCGAACAUUCUGCCGAGCCGACCGCAAUAAGCCAAUCAGACAAAAGUUCAAAUUUUAAUAUAACAAAUUUAUAACCGAUUUAUCCCACGUAAAGUUGAGUGACUAAGUAAAACAUUUUAAAUGAGAGACAUAUCCUGUUCGGAUGCUUGUACGAAACGAGUAUGUAGAUCGAAAUUCAAUAGAAAACACAUGUUAGGUACAAAUAAAAAACCGCUUUAGGAACAAACCCUGUACAAAUGAAACGGAACAAAACUCAUGGUGACCAAAAUAGUGAAUAGAGUAUAAGGUUAAAUGCGAAAAUUCAUCGUUAGUGUUAAGAAAAUUGUCUAUUAGAGGUAUUUUUUUUGGAAAUCGUGUGAGAAUAAAUGGCUUGGAUACAAACGACAAA